GAAGUGCCAUCAUGGCUGAAAGGCACCUUACUUCGAAAUGGUCCAGGCAUGUUCAAAAUUGGCGAUACCGAAUACAAACAUUGGUUCGAUGGUAUGGCAUACAUACAGCGCUAUCAUUUUGUGGAUGGAAAGAUGUACUACUCAGCUCGAUUUUUGGAAAGCGAUGACUAUAAGAACAAUAUGAGAGCCAAGCGUAUCAUCGCAGGUUCGUUUGGAACACGAACAUUUCCGGAUCCGUGCAAGACACUGUUUGAAAGGUACGAAAGGUGCAAAACUUAG
Messenger RNA from Cylicostephanus goldi, 279 nucleotides. The record is from the annotation of a GenBank genome assembly. NCBI's taxonomy places the organism in Eukaryota, Metazoa, Nematoda, Chromadorea, Rhabditida, Strongylidae.